CCACAUGUUCAUUCAUUAGUAAAUUGACAUUGAAAAAUAUUUUUUUUAUAUAAAAAUGUAGAAAAAGCAUGCUACCUAAAAAACAUUUCCCGAAAAUAAAAAAAUGUUUGUUAGAAGAUGCUUUUCCAACUUGAAUAAGUUAUUUGACAUACACUAUACUAAAAGAGAGGUUAUAUUAAAUAAUCAUUUAAAGAUUAACAGUAUUUUAAACUGUUAUAGGCCUUUUGCAACUGGUGUAGCUACAGAAAAUGAACACCCUAAACAGAAAAUUGCCGCUAAACUUGUGGAGAAGGCACCAAAGCAGUUACAGCCAUACUUGCGACUUAUGCGCCUGGAUAAACCGAUAGGAACGUGGCUAUUGUUUUGGCCAUGUGGAUGGGGAAUAGCCUCAGCAGCAGCACCUGGCUGCUUUCCAGAUCCAUAUAUGCUAGCAUUAUUCGGAACAGGUGCAUUGGUGAUGAGAGGUGCAGGUUGUACGAUAAAUGAUAUGUGGGAUCGUGAUAUAGAUGCCAAAGUAGAAAGAACGAAAGAUAGACCUUUAGUGAAUGGUGAUGUAUCACUUAAACAAGCCUUCUUGUUUCUGGGUGGACAAUUAAGUGUCGGUUUAAUAAUACUGUUGCAGUUAAAUUGGUACAGUGUAUUCCUUGGCGCUAGCUCCCUAGGUUUAGUAAUUAGUUAUCCUUUAAUGAAGAGGUUUACCUACUGGCCCCAGUUGGUAUUGGGUUUUACUUUUAACUGGGGUGCCCUCCUAGGUUACAGUGCUCUUCAUGGAUAUGUUGAUUUAGCAACGUGUCUGCCAUUAUAUCUGGCAGGUGUUUGUUGGACCAUUAUCUACGAUACUAUUUAUGCCCAUCAAGAUAGAACUGAUGACUUGCGCUUAGGAAUUAAGUCGACAGCCAUCAAGUUCAAUCAAGAUACUAAACUGUGGCUCAGUGCAUUUGCUUCGACGAUGAUUGGAAACUUAUUUUUAUCCGGAGUAAUGAGUGAUCAAACGUGGCCAUAUUACACAUCAGUUGCUUUGGUUGCAACACAUCUUGCCUCUCAAAUUAGUACUUUAAAAAUUGAUAGUCCCACUGAUUGUUCUAAUAAAUUUAUUUCUAAUUCUAUGGUAGGACUGAUUUUGUUUUGUGGCAUUAUAUUAGGUACUUUACUUAAAAAAGAUAGGAAUAAAAAUAAAGAUUUUAUGAAAAGUAUACCAGUCCAACUGUUAAAUUAAAUGGAAAAGUUAUAAUUAAUGUGAUAAUAUUGUAAUUUUAUUGCACCACUAAGUAUUUUGAAAUGUGUUUAAAAGAAAAAUAAACGAAUCUGCAAAUU
Molecule: messenger RNA, 1314 nt
Organism: Anoplophora glabripennis (Asian longhorned beetle)
Lineage: Eukaryota; Metazoa; Arthropoda; Insecta; Coleoptera; Cerambycidae
Product: 4-hydroxybenzoate polyprenyltransferase, mitochondrial
Exons: 1
Coding region: 104-1216 (370 amino acids)
Biological process (GO): ubiquinone biosynthetic process
Cellular component (GO): mitochondrial inner membrane
Source: RefSeq, a predicted model, not a curated record